CAACAAACGAUUGAUUCAAUUCUUAUCGUUAUGUCAAAACUAUUUUUUCGAACUAAAUCACUUCGGGAUGAAAAAAUGUUUAAACUGUGACGGGAUUUUUUAAAAUCUUAGAAAAUCGUUCAAGUAACAAUAAUGUCUUCUCACCUUGUAAAGCCAAAGAGCUGCCGUUGCUGUCUAGCAGUAGAGGAUGAAAUGUUCUACGUUUUCGAAGUGGCAAUCGAAUUUGGUAGCAUGAUCUCUGAGCUGAUAGUAAAUUGUGCUGGUGUUUCGAUUGCAGACAGCGACUACUACUCCAAGCUUAUUUGUGGAAAUUGUUUGAAAGAUCUUCACACUGCCACGCGAUUCCGCAGACGUUGCCUAGAAACGGAGCUUGUUUGGAAAAAUAGCAAAACAACUUACGAGAUGCAUGAAUCAAUAGUAAAAAUCGAGGAACCAAUAGUGAAAAUCGAAGAACUGUGCAGUACAGAGGAAGUGAUAUUUUCCGAUCAUUCAUCUAUUCAGCUAGCUGAUACCAAACAAAAAGCUGUUGAAACCAAUCGGAAUUCUGACAAUUCCGACAGCAUUCAAACUGUUCCCGUUAGAUGUAUGGAAAAGCAGCCAGUAAACAAUUCAUCACAUAUGCAUUCGAUAGCUAACGUGAAUUCGCUCCCCACAAUGAAUACGGAAGUGCCUGCCGUACUAGAAACACUUGGUUUGAAACAAGUGUGUGAUAACAAACUUCCUGCUUUGAAUGGUCAACAAAGUAAUUCAUUUGCGCCCCCUUUAAAAGAACAAAAUGAUAACACUUGUGCGGUCGUCAGUGCAAUAAUCUCUACCACAUACCAUACGGAAAAAGUAGGUGAUAUUAACAAACAUGAUUUGAAGGAAACGGAAUGUUCUAAAACAACACAUCUUUUCAAACAACAGAACCAUGAUCGAGCGCGGCUUUUCAAGUGUGACGUAUGUAAUCGAGAAUUUUAUACUGUCCACCAUAUGACGAAGCAUAAGCGAACCCACUUUGAUGAUCGGCCGCACAAAUGUAAGGUGUGUGGUAAAGGUUUUCUGGAGAAUAGUCACCUAGAAUACCACAAGCGAACGCACACCGGUGAACGACCGUAUAAAUGUGACCUUUGCGAAAAACAAUUCUUACGUAGUAGUCAUCUAACGCAGCACCGACGAAAGCAUACGGACGGCCAGAUUCACAAGUGUGACCUUUGCGGAAGAGGUUUUCCGGAUAGCAGUGCACUGGUGCGACAUAAGCGUAGCCACACGGACGUACGGCCGCACAAGUGUGAUUUUUGUGAUAAGCAAUUCCGUAGCAAUAGCUACCUGGUGCUACACAGGCGAAUCCAUACCGGGGAAAAACCACACGACUGCAAGGUGUGCGGUAAAGCUUUCAUCGAGAAAAGUCAACUAACGCAGCACGUGAGAAUUCACACUAGUGAGCGACCGCACAAGUGUGACAUAUGCGGUAAACGAUUCAUUCAGGGUGGACACUUGGCGCAACAUAAACGAAUUCAUCUGGUUGAGUGAGUGCUAGGCUGAAUGUUUACCAUUCGAAACAUAAAAAUAUGACAAUCAUUAUUUCGUCAAAGCCAAUUUUAACAUGUUGUAAAUAUUUGGGUAAAAUAUGAUGGACAAAACAAAAA
Molecule: messenger RNA, 1628 nt
Organism: Malaya genurostris
Lineage: Eukaryota; Metazoa; Arthropoda; Insecta; Diptera; Culicidae
Product: zinc finger protein ZFP2-like
Exons: 2
Coding region: 133-1512 (459 amino acids)
Biological process (GO): regulation of transcription by RNA polymerase II
Cellular component (GO): nucleus
Molecular function (GO): zinc ion binding; DNA-binding transcription factor activity; RNA polymerase II cis-regulatory region sequence-specific DNA binding
Source: RefSeq, a predicted model, not a curated record